Rhinolophus ferrumequinum (greater horseshoe bat) is the source of this 1691-nucleotide messenger RNA. RefSeq names its product WD repeat containing, antisense to TP73 (gene WRAP73). NCBI's taxonomy places the organism in Eukaryota, Metazoa, Chordata, Mammalia, Chiroptera, Rhinolophidae. Gene Ontology annotation, cellular component: microtubule organizing center; MWP complex; mitotic spindle. The transcript is spliced from 13 exons. The record is from RefSeq and is a predicted model, not a curated record. Bases 333 to 1496 code for a protein of 387 amino acids. Gene Ontology annotation, biological process: mitotic sister chromatid segregation; microtubule anchoring at mitotic spindle pole body; protein localization to mitotic spindle pole body. Gene Ontology annotation, molecular function: protein binding.
AACACAUCACCAGAUUAUUAAAGGAUAUGAUGAAGGACACAGAGGAGCAGCCAGAUGAAGAGACACAUGGGAAUUUAAAACACAUACACUGUCCUCCUGUUGAGUCUGCUCAGAGCUAGGCUUUGAGAAGGGAGCUGUCGUGUCUGCAGCCCAGCUCGUCACCAACCGUGAGCCCUCGAUCCGUCCUCGUCAACUGUCUACAGGCUUCGUGUGUCCAGUACCGGUUAGUGGUCCGGGAUGUGGACACCCUUCAGAUCCUUCAGCUGUACACGUGCCUCGACCAGAUCCAGCACGUGGAAUGGUCGGCCGACUCCCGCUUCAUCCUGUGUGCCAUGUACAAACGGGGAUUGGUGCAGGUGUGGUCUUUGGAACAGCCAGAAUGGCACUGCAAGAUAGACGAGGGGUCGGCAGGCCUGGUGGCUUCCUGCUGGAGCCCAGACGGGCGCCACGUUCUCAACACGACUGAGUUUCACCUGCGGAUCACCGUCUGGUCGCUGUGCACGAAAUCUGUGUCUUACAUUAAAUACCCCAAAGCCUGUCAGCAGGGAAUCUCCUUUUCCAGGGACGGCCGCUACCUGGCCUUGGCCGAGAGGCGGGACUGCAAGGACUACGUGAGCAUCUUCGUCUGCAGCGACUGGCAGCUGCUGCGGCACUUUGAUGCUGACACCCAGGACCUCGCGGGCAUCGAGUGGGCCCCGAACGGCUGUGUGCUGGCCGCGUGGGACACCUGUCUGGAGUAUAAGAUUCUGCUCUACUCCCUGGACGGCCGGCUGUUGUCAGCGUACUGUGCUUACGAGUGGUCCCUGGGCAUCAAGUCCGUGGCCUGGAGCCCCAGCAGUCAGUUCCUGGCGGUCGGGAGCUACGACGGGAAGGUGCGCGUUCUGAAUCACGUGACGUGGAAGGUGAUCACAGAGUUUGGGCAUCCUGCAACCAUUAGUGACCCCAAAAUAGUGGUGUACAAGGAAGCCGAGAAGAGCCUGCAGCGGGCGCUGGGCCGCCCUGCCUGCCCCCCGCCCAGGGCCGCUGAGAGCAAAUAUGAGAUCGCCUCGGUGCCAGUGUCCUUACAGACUGUGAAACCCGCUGCCGACAGAGCCAACCCGAGAGUCGGCGUGGGGGCACUGGCCUUCAGUUCGGACAACUACUUCCUGGCCACGCGGAAUGACAACGUCCCGAACGCCGUCUGGAUCUGGGACAUACAGAAGCUGAGACUGUUCGCAGUGCUCGAGCAGCUGUCCCCUGUGCGUGCCUUCCAGUGGGACCCACAGCAGCCCCGCCUGGCCAUCUGCACGGGAGGCAGCAAGGUGUACGUGUGGUCGCCGGCGGGCUGCGUGUCGGUGCAGGUGCCUGGGGAAGGUGACUUUCAGGUGCUUUCUCUGUGCUGGCAUUUAAAUGGGGACUCACUGGCCCUCCUCAGCAAGGACCACUUCUGCCUGUGUUUCCUGGAGACAGAGGCUGGGGUUCACACAGCCUUCCGACCGCCGGACCACUGCACGUAGGAUGUGUGUCAGCCACCCGUGUGAAGUGGAAGGACACUCGGCACGUGUCCGCUGUGGGGAAGGAAAGGGCUUCUGGGGGCAGCUCCCACCACAGCGGUCUAACUGCCAUGACUGAUUUGUCUAUAGCAACGCCUGUUGUAAAUAUGUAUGGUAUACUGUAAUUUUUAUUAUUUAAAAUAAAUAUUUACUGAUUUA